AUUUGCCUGAUGUAGUCUGUAGUAGUCUGCGGACAUGGUUAACUGUGGUUUGUAGCAUUAUGUAGAAUACGAUUACAAAGGCCGACUUAAAAGCUUAUAACGCUUGUUUGUGUCCGUGUGAGGCUUUAACCAGAAAAAAUGACUCGCACAGUGUCAUCGAAUUUUUAGGAAUUAAUGAAAUUGAAAAAACGGAAGAGUCUGUGCGCGCAGUGCGUGAAUAUGCCCGCCAAGGUCUCAAAGAAGGUCGUGGGCAUGAUCGUACGAAGCCGAAAAUUCAUUAUUAAGGAUGGGGUCAUUACGAGUUCCGGUAUAGGAGAGGCAAGUGUGUACCAUGCUCUGGUUGUAAUAUUUUUGGAAUUUUUUGCAUGGGGUUUAUUAACCAUGCCUGUUAUUUCUGUAUUAAAUAUUACAUUUCCAAAUCAUACGUUCCUGAUGAAUGGUUUGAUAAUGGGCAUUAAAGGAAUCUUAUCAUUUCUUUCUGCACCAUUACUUGGUGCCUUGUCUGAUGUAUGGGGUCGAAAAUUCUUUCUACUCAUCACAGUAGCCUUCACAUGUGCACCGAUUCCUCUAAUGAGCAUUAAUACAUGGUGGUUCUUUGCUAUGAUCUCCAUCAGUGGUGUCUUUGCUUGCACAUUUUCAGUGGUGUUUGCAUAUGUUGCUGAUGUUACUGAGGAACAUCAAAGAUCUCCGGCAUAUGGUUUAGUAUCUGCAACUUUUGCUGCAAGUAUGGUAAUAAGCCCAGCAUUGGGAGAUUAUGUCAUGAAAGUGUAUGGAGAAAAUCUUGUGGUUGCAUUAGCAACAGCUAUUGCAGUGUUGGAUGUGUUUUUUAUAUUAGUGGCUGUACCUGAAAGUUUGCCUGAAAAAGCUCGUCCACCAGCACCUAUUUCUUGGGAGCAGGCAGACCCCUUUGCUUAUCUUGGAAAAGUUGGCAAAGAUUACACUAUUUUAAUGUUGUGUAUUACUGUGUUCCUGAGCUAUCUUCCUGAAGCAGGACAGUAUAGUUGUAUAUUUGUCUACUUGACUAAGGUUAUGGGAUUUACUGCUUUAAUGGUAGCAUUUUUUAUUGCUGUGGUUGGAAUUUUAAGCGUUGGCGCUCAAACUCUCUUGGGCGUUUUGAUAAAGACACUUGGCAGUAAACAUACUAUAAUGUUGGGUCUUCUAUUUGAGAUGUUACAACUCAUGUGGUUUGGCUUCGGUUCACAAACAUGGAUGAUGUGGGCAGCUGGAGUGCUUGCUGCUGUGUCAAGUAUUACAUAUCCUGCAAUCUCUGCGUUUAUAUCCAUGCAUUCUGAUGCAGAUAAACAAGGUUUGGUACAAGGCAUGGUAACCGGAAUGCGUGGAUUAUGUAAUGGUCUAGGGCCAGCAAUGUUUGGAGUAAUCUUUUAUCUUUUCCGCGUUGAUCUCAACGACAAUUCUCCUUCCCUUCCUGCAAGGCCAUCUCCAUUAGAUGAAAAUAAUAAAACAGGAACUGCCACGCAACAUCUUGAUAUUAUGCCACAAAUAGUAACCCAGCUUGUACCAGGACCACCAUUUGUGUUUGGUGCAUUACUUGUGAUAUGUGCAUUACUAGUAGCUGCAUUUAUACCUGAAUCAAACACAAUGCCAACUGGUCCAUUACAUCAUCCAUCCACCUCCCGGAGGCUCUCCGGUAAAUACGCAUAUCAGAAAUGUUUAUCCUUGGAUGUACAUUAUGAGGGAGACAAAUUGGGAAGCGGGAAAGGAAAAAUAGGGCCGCUGUCACCUCUAGUCGACAAUUGCAACUCUGCUGCUCUAUAGCUAUUGUAAAAACAAAGACGAGCUACAAGAAAGAAGAGGGACACGUACCUUUGUGAUAAAACUCUAUCUUUAGAGAAACGGUUACUAUCAAGUGCACCUACUACACAAGGACUUUAAAAAAGCUGUCUAUAUUGUAUUAUAUUAUAUCUUUAAGUCAAUAACUGAGGUUAUCUUAGGAUUAUCAAUCCACUUAAUGUUUAGGUUACGAAAAAUUUUACAAGCAGUGCUGUUUUAAUGACAUUUAGGUUGAGCUAAACAUUAAGUUCGAUCGUUUUAGGUAUAUUUUGUUAUAUAAAAAGUUAAAAUUUUACAUUUAAAAAAAAAAGGAGAUUGUAAUAUUAUCUUAUACCAAGUACCGGACACCUCAUUCAUUCAUUCUGAUUCAUUUAUCAGUGACUCCUGGUUUGUGUAGCUUGCCAAUGCAUAAAACGAUAAAACGAAUGAAAGUUGUAACCAGUAUUUUUACUAGACUUAUAACGUAAAAACUCUAUAACUUUUUGUGUAAAAACUUUUUUUAUAAUGUAUGUUAUUCAUCGCUUAUUAGGAUCACAUAAGAGGGGCAACAAUUUUGUAUCAUUUAUGCAAGAGCACCUGUUACUUUGAUCACCAGCAUUAUAAAUUUUCAGUUUGGGAUAUUUUCUGACAUUUUUGUGAAUCGUCUUUGGAAAACAAAAUCUUAUUUAUUUGCGGAUGUACUUUGUCUCAUUUUUCAUGCAUUCCUUUGUUUUAAGCAUACCUUUGAAUUAACGAAGAAAGAAGAGUGCAAUAGUCGCGAAAAAAAUGGAAAGACGUUGUAAAUGAAACUUUUACGUAGUUGAAAUAGGGAAUAAGUUUCCAAUCGCAUAUAAUACCUAGUAAGAGUUAGCUGAUGUUUGUAAAGUACGUUAACUAUCUUUUUUGCAUAAAUAUUUAUUUUAAUAAUUAGACAUCAACAGAAUGAAUUCAAUGGCCUUAAUCAGAAAGAAAAAGAACAAUUUAUAUGAAAUUAUACUUUGCCAUUUGAAGGCAAUGGUAGGUUUUGAUCAAGAGUGUUAUGAACAUUAUUAGUCGAAUGCUGACGGCGUUACUCAAACGUUAAAAUGUGCAUGUUAUAAAUUGGAGUCAUUGAUGUUAACAAAAUACAAUAGUGUAGUGUAUUUGUGCAUUUUACUUGUAAUUUGAAAGAAUUAGUGUCUGCGGAAUUAUAUGUGCAUUGCCAUAGUCCACAUAACUCUCUGAAUUUGAAAUCAACAUUAGAAUAAAUUUCGAUGUUGCGUUAAAAUUUGCAUAAUACUAUGUUUGUUUUAUAACAAAUGUAAGACUACUUCGACAUAUUCGAAAUGAAAUUAGCUUUAUUGUUCAUAA
Messenger RNA from Bombus impatiens (common eastern bumble bee), 3120 nucleotides. RefSeq names its product hippocampus abundant transcript 1 protein. The coding region runs from base 175 to 1776 and encodes 533 amino acids. The record is from RefSeq and is a predicted model, not a curated record. The transcript has 7 exons. Gene Ontology annotation, molecular function: transmembrane transporter activity. Gene Ontology annotation, cellular component: membrane. Gene Ontology annotation, biological process: transmembrane transport. Lineage: Eukaryota; Metazoa; Arthropoda; Insecta; Hymenoptera; Apidae.